AUGAAUAAAGGAUAUAUUAAGAUUGCUUUAGCACUUUUAAGUGUAGCUGGAUAUAUGCAAAAUAUGGCAUUUGCGACCGAAUAUGCUACAAGCCCUAAUUCUUCAAAUGAAACAACUAAAACACAAUUAUUUCGCUUCUAUAAUGAGAUUAAAAAAGCUAAUCAAGCUAAAGAAGCUAAACAGACAUCAGCUAUUAUGUCCGAAGCUUUAGCUCUUGCACAAAAACAUGCCGAACAUACAAAUGAUUACGAGGAAUAUUCUAAGGAAGAUGACGGAACAAAUCUAUAUUUUAAGAAAUUCAAAGAUACUGAAAUAGGAAAACUUGAAUUUACAAUCCCCGACGCCGAUAAUUAUGAUGAUAUAAUAAACAUGUUAUGGGAUUCCAAUGGGGCAAAGAACUAUGAUGAUAAUUUCAUUAAAGGAUCUAUUCCUCGAGCAUACGAUCCAAAUUUAGUAAUUGUACAACAACGUUACAAAAGUCCAAUUGGAUCAUUGGAAACAUAUUUUAAUGCACUAGCUAAAAAAGUUGAAAUAUCAAAAAACAAAACUGCAAUAGUCUUGGUUUCAUCAGACAUGAAAGAUCAGAAUAUUGCAAGCUUUAUAAAAUAUGUAAAUCCUAUCGUAGAAAGUGCAAACUCAUUCAAGCCUGAUAUAGAUUCUGAAGAAGAUAUUAGAAAUGCAAAAUUAUUCAAAGUAUAUGUUAACUUAGUAGGAGCUUUCAUUGAAAAGAAAUCCGAUUGCGUUAAAAUUACCUACCUUAGCUCUCUUGAUCUAAAAACUCCCCCCUAUAUCCCACAAGACAUUAUUAGAAAAUUUUUGGCCAGCAUUAUGUUAAAUGUUGUCAAAUUAAAGGAUAUUUUUAAAAAGGAGUAA
Molecule: messenger RNA, 873 nt
Organism: Plasmodium yoelii
Lineage: Eukaryota; Apicomplexa; Aconoidasida; Haemosporida; Plasmodiidae
Product: fam-a protein
Exons: 6
Coding region: 1-873 (290 amino acids)
Source: RefSeq, a predicted model, not a curated record